UAUAGAGAGAGAGGGGAAACGGAUCUGAGGGGGUAGAGUAGUUGAGAGUCUGUGAUUGUUGCUGUAGUUGUUGCUAGAGAGAGAGAGAGAGAGAUGAGAGAGAUCAUAAGCAUACACAUUGGGCAGGCGGGGAUUCAGGUAGGGAAUUCGUGCUGGGAGCUCUACUGCCUCGAACAUGGCAUUCAGCCCGACGGCAAGAUGCCCAGUGAUACAACUGUGGGUGUCGAACACGAUGCUUUUAAUACCUUCUUUAGCGAGACCGGCGCAGGAAAACAUGUGCCCAGAGCUAUAUUUGUUGACCUUGAACCAACAGUUAUUGAUGAAGUCAGGACAGGAACUUACCGCCAGCUUUUUCAUCCUGAACAGCUUAUUUCUGGCAAGGAAGAUGCUGCUAACAAUUUCGCAAGAGGACAUUACACAGUGGGGAAGGAGAUUGUUGAUCUUUGCCUUGAUCGAGUUAGGAAGUUAGCUGAUAACUGCACUGGUUUGCAAGGGUUUUUAGUGUUCAAUGCUGUUGGUGGCGGCACUGGUUCUGGUUUGGGAUCCUUGUUGUUGGAGCGCUUGUCUGUGGAUUAUGGAAAGAAGUCAAAGCUGGGGUUCACCAUCUAUCCUUCUCCUCAGAUAUCUACUGCUGUUGUGGAGCCUUAUAACAGUGUUCUUUCUACCCAUUCCCUCCUUGAGCACACGGAUGUUGCUGUGCUUUUGGACAACGAAGCCAUUUAUGAUAUCUGCCGCAGAUCCCUAGACAUUGAGAGGCCUACUUAUACAAAUUUGAACCGAUUGAUUUCCCAAGUAAUAUCUUCUCUGACAACUUCCUUAAGGUUCGAUGGGGCCAUUAAUGUGGAUGUUACCGAGUUCCAGACUAACCUCGUACCCUAUCCACGCAUACAUUUUAUGCUUUCCUCUUAUGCCCCUGUGAUAUCAGCAGAGAAAGCAUACCAUGAGCAGCUCUCUAUACCUGAGAUCACAAAUGCAGUGUUUGAGCCCUCAAGCAUGAUGGCAAAAUGCGAUCCGAGGCAUGGGAAGUAUAUGGCAUGCUGCUUGAUGUACCGAGGAGAUGUUGUUCCCAAGGAUGUUAAUGCUGCUGUCGCCACCAUAAAGACCAAAAGGACUGUACAGUUUGUUGACUGGUGUCCAACUGGCUUCAAAUGCGGCAUAAACUACCAGCCUCCAACGGUGGUGCCAGGGGGUGAUCUUGCCAAGGUUCAGCGAGCUGUUUGCAUGAUCAGCAACAACACAGCAGUGGCAGAGGUGUUCUCACGCAUUGACCACAAGUUUGAUCUCAUGUAUUCCAAGAGGGCAUUUGUUCACUGGUAUGUGGGUGAAGGCAUGGAGGAAGGGGAGUUCUCUGAGGCCCGUGAAGAUCUAGCUGCUCUCGAGAAAGAUUAUGAGGAAGUUGGUGCCGAAGGUGUGGAGGAGGAAGAAGAGGGCGAAGAUUAUUGAGUAAAGUUUGAGUGUUGCCGUCUCCCUUCUUCUGGCUCUUCUCUGUUGUCGUUCCAUCUCAAUAUGUGUAUUAUCCUUCCUAUCUGCAUUAGGAAACUGUUAAAAAAGCCGUGUUUGGGGUGUUUAGGAAUGAAGUGUUUUCCUUUGCUACAGAAGAAGUCUUUCUUUUCACGGGUUUCAGAAUUGUGACUUGUUAUUUCAUCUCAAUCAUGAAUGCUAUUAUCCUUCUCUUUUGUGUU
This is a messenger RNA of Rhododendron vialii, 1682 nucleotides long. Its product is annotated as tubulin alpha-5 chain-like. Gene Ontology annotation, biological process: microtubule cytoskeleton organization; mitotic cell cycle. Gene Ontology annotation, molecular function: GTP binding; structural constituent of cytoskeleton. Lineage: Eukaryota; Viridiplantae; Streptophyta; Magnoliopsida; Ericales; Ericaceae. The transcript has 5 exons. Bases 94 to 1443 code for a protein of 449 amino acids. The record is from RefSeq and is a predicted model, not a curated record. Gene Ontology annotation, cellular component: microtubule; cytoplasm.